This is a messenger RNA of Iphiclides podalirius (scarce swallowtail), 462 nucleotides long. NCBI's taxonomy places the organism in Eukaryota, Metazoa, Arthropoda, Insecta, Lepidoptera, Papilionidae. The record is from the annotation of a GenBank genome assembly.
AUGGCGCGUACGGGCAGUGGGGACUCAGGAGAGGGACCGGGUGUCCGGGACUGGUCCGGCGGUGGCGCCCGAGCGCCCGCGCUGCACCCGGCCCUGAGUUCGAGCUCUAUUUUUAGCGCUGUGUCAUCGUUCGCGUCGCGUCCGAGCCCCGCACCAGAGUUAUGUAGUGUUGAUGCCGGACAUGCGAAAGCUCUGUCAGUGAGUUGUGCGUCAAGGGGCGAGGCUUUGCGGGCACUGGCCGGUGCGGAGGGGGGAGGUGAAGAGCAGUGGAGAGGAGGGGGAGCUGCGCUGGCGGAGGAGGAGGCGCGUGCACCGAAGCCUGUGUCCGCACUCGGUACAGUCACAGUCCGACCAUACCUACGGUCGUGCGUGCGAAUACGACCCGGCUUCGUCGCUACUACACCUGUCAAGUGUCCGUUAAACGAACGGUUCGCUCCAAAAACAGGAGCGGGUGCAGUGCUG